AUGGACACACAAUUGAAGCUCAAAGAGGAGAAAAGAAAGCAGCUUCAGAAACCAAAACAAAAGAAAGACACUGUGACACAAAGAGAAGAAGAAGACUUUGACGACAGCAAUGACAAAAAUGAGGAGAAGGAGGAGGAGGAGGAUAUUGACGAGAAUAUACAAUUGGGAAAGCAGGAGGAUAUUGACGAGAAUAUACAAUUGGGAAAGCAGGAGGAUAUUGACGAGAAUAUACAAUUGGGAAAGCAGGAGGAUAUUGACGAGAAUAUACAAUUGGGAAAGCAGGAGGAUAUUGACGAGAAUAUACAAUUGGGAAAGCAGGAGGAUAUUGACGAGAAUAUACAAUUGGGAAAGCAGGAGGAUAUUGACGAGAAUAUACAAUUGGGAAAGCAGGAGGAUAUUGACGAGAAUAUACAAUUGGGAAAGCAGUAG
Mizuhopecten yessoensis (Yesso scallop) is the source of this 429-nucleotide messenger RNA. RefSeq names its product ring-infected erythrocyte surface antigen-like. The record is from RefSeq and is a predicted model, not a curated record. The coding region runs from base 1 to 429 and encodes 142 amino acids. NCBI's taxonomy places the organism in Eukaryota, Metazoa, Mollusca, Bivalvia, Pectinida, Pectinidae. The transcript has 2 exons.